Molecule: messenger RNA, 2401 nt
Organism: Ziziphus jujuba (common jujube)
Lineage: Eukaryota; Viridiplantae; Streptophyta; Magnoliopsida; Rosales; Rhamnaceae
Product: pescadillo homolog
Exons: 14
Coding region: 402-2219 (605 amino acids)
Biological process (GO): ribosome biogenesis; maturation of LSU-rRNA from tricistronic rRNA transcript (SSU-rRNA, 5.8S rRNA, LSU-rRNA)
Cellular component (GO): nucleolus; PeBoW complex
Molecular function (GO): RNA binding
Source: RefSeq, a predicted model, not a curated record
UAAUAAAUUCCAAAGUGAGGCGCUACCACAGAAAAACCUAACCUUUAUAUAGUCUGACCUGCCCAGCCAACUUCGCCAAUAUUCGGCGUUCGCCGACCGCUUUUCCAAAUAUCUACUGCUUUUCAGUUUUCUCUUAGCCUUCGGAAGUAGUUUCUUGUUGAGCACAAGCUUUUGCACAAAAGGCAAAGCUGAGAGGACAACUUCCACUUUCCGGAACAGGCUUGCCUUUGGAAGCCCGUGCAUCAAAGCCCCGACUCUUCUAUCAUCUAACACCAGAAUCGAAGCUCUUCGGCUAUCCGUGGGCUUAGUGCAGGUCAAUAGAAUCCGGGUGUCCAUACAAGUCAUAAACUCUCCCUUCCAGCCUCCGUGUGUGUGUUCUUCUUACCUAACUUCUUCCAAUAAUGAAGCACUACAGGCCUCCAGGAAAGAAGAAGGAAGGGAAUGCAGCAAAGUACAUUACUAGGUCGCAAGCAGUCAAGCUACUUCAAGUCAGUCUGCCCCUUUUCAGAAAACUAUGUAUUUUAAAGGGCAUCCACCCCCGGGAGCCGAAGAAGAAGGUGAAAGGAAAUCACCACACCUAUUAUCAUCUAAAGGAUAUUGCAUUCAUUCAACAUGACCCUCUGCUUGAGAAAUUUAGAGAACAAAGGGCAUAUGAAAAGAAAAUAAAAAAAGCCAAGGCAAAGAAGAAUCAAGAACGUGCAAAUCGUUUAGAGUUACGAAGACCUGAUUAUAAACUUGAUAGACUUGUUCUGGAAAGGUAUCCAAAAUUUGUUGAUGCACUCAGAGAUUUGGAUGACUGUCUCACAAUGGUGCACCUUUUUGCAGCUUUACCUGUAUCAGAUAGGAAGAAAGUUGAAGCAGAGCGGGUCCAUAAUUGUAGAAGGUUAAGUCAUGAAUGGCAAGCUUACAUUUCUCGUACUCAUAGAUUGCGUAAAGUAUUUGUAUCUGUUAAAGGCAUAUAUUAUCAGGCAGAAAUUCAGGGGCAAAAGAUUACAUGGUUGACCCCCCAUGCUUUGCAGCAAGUUUUACCUGAUGAUGUAGAUUAUACUGUUAUGCUUACAUUCUUGGAAUUCAAUGAGACCCUUCUUGCCUUUGUGAAUUGCCAUCUAUAUCACACCAUAAAUGUAACGUAUCCACCAAUACUUGAUCCUAGGUUGGAAGCUUUUGCAGAAGAGCUUUAUGCAUUAUCAAGAUGGUUUGCUGCUACCUCUAGCACCUCCAUGGUAGACUCUGAAGCUUCUGGUUUGUCUGGAUCUGAACAAGUCAAGAGUGAGCAGGAAACUUCAUUAAAUGAGUCCGAACUAAGACUUGCCCAACUUCAGCAUCAACUCCCUUCCAAUGAACCUGGUGCAUUAAUGCACCUUGUUGAAGAUCUUUCUGGUGAGGAUGAAGAGGAUGAAGAUACAAGGGAAUGUAAGAAACUCUUCAGGACCAUGAAAUUCUACUUGAGCCGUGAGGUUCCUCGAGAGUCGUUACUUUUUGUUAUUCCUGCAUUUGGUGGCAUGGUAUCUUGGGAAGGAGAUGAUGCUCCAUUCGGUGAAGGUGAUGAAAAUAUUACACAUCAGAUUGUUGACAGGCCAACACAGGCUCAUAGAAUCCUUUCCAGGGAAUAUGUUCAACCACAAUGGAUUUAUGAUUGUAUAAAUGCACGUAUCAUUUUGCCGACUGAGGGUUAUUUGGUUGGAAGGGUUCCUCCACCACAUUUGUCGCCUUUUGUUGACAAUGAUGCAGAGGGAUAUGUUCCAGAGUAUGCUGAGACCAUUAAAAGGUUGCAGGCUGCAGCGAGAAAUGAAGUCCUUCCAUUACCAGGCAUUGGCAAAGAUGAUCUGGAAGAUCCUCAGAAUCUACUGGCUGAAGGUGUUAUUGAUCGAGCUGAGGCUAAAGAAGCUGCUGAGAGAAAGCAAAUGAUGAUGACCCUCGAGAAGCAGUAUCAUGAUGAAUUGAAAAAGGAACUUCAUGGUGUCCAAUAUUCUUCGUCUGUCUCCAAUAUGCAAAGUUCUUUUGGGGAGGAGAUGGAGGAGGGUAAGGAAGAAGCUCUUCCUGAUAUGCAACAAAUUGCCGAGGAUACUGAAAACUUGUCAAAGAUUGUGAUGCCACGUAAAAAGAGGGGUCUUUACGAAGCCAUGCAGAUUGGCAAAGAAAGAAAGCGGGCACAUGUUGCUCUUCUCGAGGAACGGAAGAAAAAGAUCAAAGAAUCUCAGAAAUCAAAUGGCAAUUGAAAAUUAUCCACCAUAAUUUUGUUUUAUUUAUUGUCUACUUUCUGAUAUCUGUAAUAGCCGGUAGGAGAUCUAGUAAAGUUUCUAUGAUGUUACUGAAGCUUUUUAGCGUGACAUGGUAAUACUGCCAAUUAGAAUUGUGGUUGGCUAAAGUUUUUUCAAAAAAGAUAUUCGACAAUUGCCUU